This is a messenger RNA of Rhinichthys klamathensis goyatoka, 1244 nucleotides long. RefSeq names its product transmembrane protein 138 (gene tmem138). The coding region runs from base 670 to 1158 and encodes 162 amino acids. NCBI's taxonomy places the organism in Eukaryota, Metazoa, Chordata, Actinopteri, Cypriniformes, Leuciscidae. Gene Ontology annotation, cellular component: cilium. The transcript is spliced from 6 exons. The record is from RefSeq and is a predicted model, not a curated record.
AUGGGAGACGCGGCAGCGCUCGUGCUCUGCUGUGCCAGUGUGCCUCGCGAUCAGCUCUAAUCAUAAACUGUCCGUUACAUUCACGGGAAAUUAGGAUGAUUUUAAUAUUCAGACGGAUGAUUUUAUGAAUCAUAAGGAAUUAAGGGACACUGAAUCUGCAUUUCGACUCGCGCAGGUUUAAAGGCUCUAUGGAGUUUUGAAUCAGACGGAGAUUAGAGAUGCCCAGAGCGUCUCAGUGAAAUAACCCGUAAUCCCCUCGGUGACCUGCUGCUCUUCCUGUGUAACACCUGGGAGAACACGAGCUGAAGGACUCCGACUCACGGCCAGGCCAACACGAGGCCAGUGUGACAGGAGGAAGAUCUCGACACGCUCUGAUGAGGAAGUCAGCUCCGUCAUUUCUUCAGCAACACUAAUAUCCUCCUGAGGAUCGCAUGUUUCCUCAUCACUGUGUCCAGCAUGGCUGACGCCUGGAUUACACGGCCCGAGGAACAACUCCAGGAAUUAUCCUUGUGGUCUUUUGUUUUUUUAUGGAGCAUCCAGAAGUGAAAUGGAAUUUCCUCCAUAUAAUCGGCGUGUUAUAAUCUCCAUGUCAGACGUCUGCUGAAGAGACUCGUAUGGCGGAGGCUUGUGGGAGCGCUGUGUGCUAAUAUAUUCCAGAUCGCUACAGAUAUGCUCCAAACCAAUAACUACUCGCUGGUGCUGCUGAUCCAGCUGGCACUGCUGACCUUUGACCUGUUCGUCAACUCCUUCAGUGAGCUGCUGCGGGCGGCUCCGGUCAUACAGCUCGUGCUGUUCAUAAUCCAGGACAUUGGCAUCCUGUUUAACGUGAUCAUCAUUCUUCUCAUGAUGUUUAACACAUACGUGUUCCAGGUGGGGCUGGUGUCCCUCUUACUGGAGCGAUUCAGAGCCCUGCUGAUCCUGUCUGCUCUCUACCUCACUCUCAGCAUCUGCUUUCACUGCUGGGUCAUGAACCUGAGGUGGAUGGAGUCCAAUCGUUUCGUGUGGACGGACGGUCUGCAGGUCCUCUUCGUGUUUCAGAGACUAGCGGCUGUGUUGUAUUAUUACUUCUACAAACGCACAACCGAGUACCUGGGAGACCCCCGACUUUACGAGGAUUCCCCGUGGCUUCGUGACGCAUUCGCUAGAGCGCGACAGUGAGAAACAAAACCACUGGAAACCAACCCGGCGCACGAGGGACGUUAAUAUUGUGCGAAUCUAAAAAACUCACCCAAAGCAUUUCGAGA